AUGGCGCCUCUCGCUGGCCAAAAGAAAAACAAAGUAGAACUUAGAGGUGUACCCCAAUUUCCUAAUCGUCUACCCUUCUAUCGCUUCCCUAGUUCCCCCAACUCCCCAAGCCCUAACUCAGCUGACAGCAAGACUCCGCCUCCGCCCUUGCCGAGUCCCGACCACAAAGCUGCUGUCGACGACACCGGAGGACUCCGCAUCUCCUCUCCGGAGAAGGAGCUAAUUGAGAGGCAUCACACAUGGCUUAAUGACGAGUUAACUACCAAAGUCAAUGAUCUCAUAAACCUUCGUAAAACUCAUUCCAAACUUGAGGCAUACAUGUCUGUUAAACUUUCUGAUGUAGAGAGGAAGUUCAGUGAAAGUUCUAGCUCUUUGACAUGGUACAAGGACAGAGUAAGGGAGCUGGAUUUGAAGUUGGCAUCCUUGGAGCAGGAGCUGUUAUCAUCAAAGGAUGCAGCUUCUAGGACAGAGGAACAAUCAUCUGCUAAGAUUUCUACUUUAAACAAGCUUGUGGAACUAUAUAAAGAGAGCUCGGAGGAGUGGUCUAAAAAGGUAGGUGAACUUGAGAGCGUGAUUAAGGCAUUGGAAGUGAGUUUGCUUUGCAGUUGGUUAUUUAAAUGAAACUCAUAGUAGAAGCAAGAUGAUGGGCUUUGUGAUGCCUUCCUACGGGUCUAAUGAGACCAUUUAACCUUUGUUUGUUUAUUAUAUUAGUGCUAUCCUUUUUAAUAGUGCAAAAAUGUACUCACUUUUUACAUGUAGUUCCAACAAGUUGAUUAUGACAACGGUUUUU
Ipomoea nil (Japanese morning glory) is the source of this 790-nucleotide messenger RNA. RefSeq names its product nuclear-pore anchor-like. The transcript has 5 exons. The record is from RefSeq and is a predicted model, not a curated record. NCBI's taxonomy places the organism in Eukaryota, Viridiplantae, Streptophyta, Magnoliopsida, Solanales, Convolvulaceae. Gene Ontology annotation, cellular component: nuclear pore. The coding region runs from base 1 to 621 and encodes 206 amino acids. Gene Ontology annotation, molecular function: structural constituent of nuclear pore. Gene Ontology annotation, biological process: mRNA export from nucleus.